GCCCUUUGCUAUCGCGAGGUGACGAUCGCAUAUAAGUUUGCUUCAUUCGCUCCUGCCUUCCACUCGACGGAUAUUGACCAAAUUGCAUACAUUAUUUUCCUACUCCUCCUUCUGCUUUCAAUCGAGAACUGCCAUCGAAUGAACAUUACAAUGCCGAUCACAAUGCAGAUUUCGCGUCAUAAUCCUGUGAAAUGGAAACUGGACAUGCAGAAGGCCGAAUUCCAACUCUUCGAGCAUUGUACCAAAAAUGAUCCGAAAUUCAAUGAGACCGCUCAUGUUUGGUAUGGCUCUCUCUUGCCGGGCGAUUUGGAAGACGUUCAGAAUCAUAUUUCCUGCAGCGCGCUUGGUUUCGCAGAUGAGAUGUACACCUCCAUCACUUGGUCACACAUCUAUCAUCACAAGCUGGCCCUCAGACCUGAUGAAGUCUGGUUCACCAUCCUUUCUCAGCUUGGUUUCUACGUGGCCACCAAUGUCGGGAGACUCGGCAAUCUCUUCAAAGUACCCGGAGCCAAGGGCAAUGACCACAUGGAGUGGAAUGAUCCUACACCCAUGGCCGAGCGUUUGAUCAACAUGCUUCAAGGGACCAUCAUCGACCCGAACUUACGAGACUGGAUCACGCCAACGUUCAGCACCACCAACGAGCAUGACGCCGUCAUUGCCAGCAUGCUCGUGUGCGGUCGGCUGUAUGAGGAUGGACACACCAACUUCCGUGCAUCACAACAGGCGCCCAUCCGUAUUCCUCAACCAUGGGAUUUUGGCAUCCCUUCGGUAACGCUCCGAGGAGAGAAGGGAGAUUGGGAACUACUCUACGACCGCGUCUCGAAGCUCGACGCCUUCCUCGCAGGGGAGCCCGUGGAAUUCGCUAACGGCCUAGAACCGAUUCUGCGUCGCUUCGUCGAGUCCUUCACGAUGCCCACUCCGGAAGCGGUGCGGGACUUCUGGUCGGAUAUGAUCGGUGUGCAUGAAGAUGAUGGCGACGGCUGGGUGGUAUUUUCCGGAUGGAUCACGGCAUUCAGCUUCUGGAAUGCAAAAGGCCAACGGAUCGAGAAGAGAAGACAGAACCCCUAUGUUCUCGACGAAGUGCCAUACGGCCGCAUGCACACGCAGCAGAGAUCUUCCGCGCACGCCAGUCUCCCGGUGACGUUCCACUUCAAAGACACGACCCAUCGCCGUGAGCAUUAUACCCCGGCGAUUUUCUUCGCUGGCCCCGCAGCGAUCAGGGUCACUGGAAGGAAAGACCGCAUUGAACCUGUUUCGGCCUGGUGGCUGGUCGAGAAGGUCAAAGAUGAGGGCGCGGCAUGGGACAUGAACGAGUGAGCUCCACCUUUGUACUUAAAGCAUGUAGGCGGGACUCAUCCCUCGAGCGUAUCCCGAUGGAGGAUGUCAAUCUACUUUCAGCACAACCGUGGAGAUUCUUGUGGAAAUAAGAUUCGUCUCGUCGUGCCGUACGCUUCUCAAGCUGUGACAUGUAGGAAACCCGUUCAGCUUUGUUUCUGU
Molecule: messenger RNA, 1497 nt
Organism: Dissoconium aciculare CBS 342.82
Lineage: Eukaryota; Fungi; Ascomycota; Dothideomycetes; Mycosphaerellales; Dissoconiaceae
Exons: 2
Coding region: 151-1317 (388 amino acids)
Source: RefSeq, a predicted model, not a curated record